Prionailurus viverrinus (fishing cat) is the source of this 393-nucleotide messenger RNA. RefSeq names its product insulin (gene INS). Gene Ontology annotation, molecular function: hormone activity. Gene Ontology annotation, cellular component: extracellular region. The transcript has 2 exons. Bases 1 to 333 code for a protein of 110 amino acids. The record is from RefSeq and is a predicted model, not a curated record. Gene Ontology annotation, biological process: glucose homeostasis; positive regulation of protein secretion. NCBI's taxonomy places the organism in Eukaryota, Metazoa, Chordata, Mammalia, Carnivora, Felidae.
AUGGCCCUGUGGACGCGCCUCCUGCCCCUGCUGGCGCUGCUGUCCCUCUGGACCCCUGCCCCGACCCGAGCCUUCGUCAACCAGCACCUGUGCGGCUCCCACCUGGUGGAGGCGCUGUACCUGGUGUGCGGGGAGCGUGGCUUCUUCUACACGCCCAAGGCCCGCCGGGAGGCGGAGGACCUUCAGGGGAAGGACGCGGAGCUGGGGGAGGCGCCUGGCGCCGGCGGCCUGCAGCCCUCGGCCCUGGAGGCGCCCCUGCAGAAGCGGGGCAUCGUGGAGCAAUGCUGUGCCAGCGUCUGCUCGCUGUACCAGCUGGAGCAUUACUGCAACUAGAGGGCGCCCGGAGCCCGCCGCGCCUGCGCCCCAACCCAUCCAAUAAACCCUUGAACGAGC